CUCAGUGAAACAAAUAUCUGUCUCUGACGCCCUCUCGGGGGCGGUGCCAUAGAUCUCCAAUGGAUGCGCCACACCAGGGCUGCAGAACCUUCGAGUUUCGCUUGGACACCCUGGCAGUAUGGCCAGGCCAUCCAGGCUUGUCGAAGGACGCUUGCCUGGCCUGCCGCCUGCAGCUUCUUGGCGGAGGCGUGCAGCCUUCGCCUGGGCAACAUCCUCCUCUUCAGCAGCUGCCUCCGUGCCACGAGCGCGGCCGAUCGCUGGGUCCAAGCCGCUCAGCUCCUCGCGCGCGUCGACGGUCUCCAGCUGCGUGGCGAUGGCAUCCUCUUCAAUGCGGCCCUUCAGGGACCCUGGGAGGCUGCUCUUGGCCACUUGCGGAGAUUGGAGGGGGCAAACAUGGCCCAAGUGACCUCUUACAACACUGGGAUCAGUCUCUGCCGCGGCCAUUGGUGUCACCAAAGGGCCUUGCUGAAGACGACCCAGACGCGCUCCAUCCAAGCUGACGUCAUCACCUACAACGGCCUGGCGACGGCCGAGGGCCUUCCUUGGCGAAAGGCACUACGUGGCUUGGAGGACUCUGCUCUUCAACACCUGAAGGCGACCGUGGUGAGCCUCAACAGCGUGCUCAGCGCGAUGAGCUUGGCAUCUUGGUCAUUGCCUCUGCAGAUCUUCAGGACCUUGAAGCGUCUCAACUCGCUUAAGCCGGAUGUGAUCUCCUACACGGCCCUCGUGUCUCACAUGGCUGGUAUGGCGGACGGCGUCGCGCGGUGGUGGAUGAGUGUCAGACUUCUGCAAGAGCUGCGACAGCAAGGGCUUUCGCCGAACCGCGUGAGCCUCAAUAGCCUCAUGGCGACCCUCCCGUGGCUCGUGGCACUGACAUCGGUCUUGGCCAUUGACGGUCCCGGAGCCGCAAAUCCGGCAGCCGACGUGGUGAGCUGCAACACGGCGAUGGAUGCAUGCGCGAAAGCAGCACAGUGGGGCAGAGCCUUUGAACUGAAAGAGCAGAUGGGCUUGAACGCCUUGAAGACGGACGUCAUCACCUCGAGCGCUUUGCUCACGGCUUGCGAAGGAGCUGCAGUUUGGCCCACGGGUGUCAGAUGGCUCUCGGCUUCCGUGGUCACCUUCUGCGGUGCGCUGAGCCUUUUGGCCCGCCGGAGCGUGGAGCUCUGGCGCGGAGCGCUGCAGAUCUUCUCAGCUCACAAGGCCGAGCUGCUGCGGCCCAACUGCUAUGCCUACAGCGCGAUGGCGAGCUCUUUAGGAGCCCAGGGAGCCUGGAAAGGGGUAUUUCUGCUGCUGGCGAGCUUUAAAGCAUCGCUCCGCCUGCCGCUCCGCCGGGUCCGCGACCCCGACGCCUUCCGCUUCCGCCGCAGCCCCGACCGAGGCGCCCAACCUCGUCGCCUACUGUGCCGUGAUGGGCGCCACGUCCUCCGCGUCGCGCACGCCGCGCCCUCCGCACGCGUGGCGCCGCGCGGUGCAGCUCUACGCGGCGCUCCAGUGGGCGCGCGUGGGUGCUUUGAGCGCCUGCAGCACGGUGUGCGGCGCGCUGGAGGCGGAGAGGAGCGCGAGGAGCACCAGCUCGGCGGAGCUCUGGGUGGAGUUGCAGAGGAGAGCGCUCAGUGUGCUGAAGCGGAGUGAAAA
This is a messenger RNA of Durusdinium trenchii, 1635 nucleotides long. The record is from the annotation of a GenBank genome assembly. NCBI's taxonomy places the organism in Eukaryota, Dinophyceae, Suessiales, Symbiodiniaceae.